AUGGAGCCAACGGAACCACCAAACCAGGACUAUGAGCUCCAGCAACCCAUCGCCUCCACCACCGGGCUGCGCCAAGGGCUCACCUCGUACGGAGACGCCCACUUCUCCCUGUUCCUGCGCAAAGUCUUCAUCAAAGCCCUAGGUUACUCGGAGGAUGCGCUCUCCCGUCCCAUCAUCGGCAUCAUCAACACCGGCUCGGGCUUCAACCCCUGCCAUGGGAACGUACCGCAGCUAAUGGAGGCGACCAAGCGAGGCAUCCACCUUGCGGGAGGCAUUGCCAUCGAUUUCCCCACCAUCAGCCUGCACGAGAGUUUCUCCCAUCCGACCAGCAUGUUCCUGCGGAAUCUCAUGAGCAUGGACACCGAGGAGAUGAUUCGAGCUCAGCCUGUGGAUGCUUGCAUUAUGAUCGGAGGCUGCGACAAGACGGUCCCCGCUCAGAUCAUGGGCGGCAUCUCCGCCAACAAGCCCAUCCUACCCCUUCUCACCGGCCCCAUGAUGCCUGGCAGUCACCGGGGCAAGCGAAUCGGCGCCUGCACCGACUGCCGAAACAACUGGGCCUCGUACCGGGCGGGCACGAUCGACAUGGAGGAGAUCGGAGCGAUCAACGAGGAACUGGCGCCAACAGUCGGCACCUGCGGAGUAAUGGGCACCGCCAGCACGAUGGCCUGCAUCACCGCCGCCCUCGGCCUCAUCCCACUCCAGGGGGCCUCGGCGCCCGCCGUCUCCGCCGCCCGCCUGCGCAUCGCCGAGCAGACGGGCGCCAACGCAGUCGCCGCCGCGCAGCACCGCGACCAGCGCACCCCGCAAGCCCUGCUCACCGCAGAAUCCUUCCACAACGCAGCCGUGGUCCUCCAGGCGAUCGGCGGCUCGACGAACGCAAUGGUGCACCUGAUGGCCAUCAUCAAUCGGCACCCGGACAUCAGCGGGACCCUGACCCUGGACACAUUGGACGCCAUCGGCCGCACGACCCCACUGCUGGUGGACCUCAAACCCAGCGGCGACAACUACAUGACCGACUUCCACAACGCAGGGGGCAUGCUCUGCCUGCUGCACCGACUGCGCCCGCUCCUCAAGACCUCGGCGCGCACCAUCACCGGCGCCACCCUAGGCGAGAUCCUCGACAGCACCCCCUUCCGCGACCACGACUUCUCCCGCAGCAUCAUCCGCACCCUGGCGGACCCGCUGCACCCCAACGCCUCCCUCGUGGUGCUGCACGGCAACAUCGCCCCGGACGGGGCCGUGUGCAAGGCCUCGGCCUCCAAGGACCGGCGCCUCCUGCACCACACGGGCCCCGCCGUCGUCUUCGAGAACCCGCGCGACCUCGCCGCCCGCCUCGACGCCCCGGACCUCGACGUGACCCCGGACUCCGUCCUCGUGCUCAAGGGCAUCGGCCCCAUCGGGAACCCCGGCAUGCCCGAGGCCGGCAUGAUCCCCAUCCCGCGCAAGCUGGCCGCCCGCGGCGUCACCGAUAUGCUGCGCCUCUCGGAUGGCCGCAUGUCCGGCACCGCCGGGGGCACCAUCGUCCUGCAUGUGGCGCCGGAGGCGGCGGUGCCGGAUUCGCCGUUCGGGGCCGUGCGCACCGGGGAUAUGAUUACGCUGGAUGUGGAGAGGAGGCUGCUGCGGUUGGAGGUGAUUGGGAUGUACUGUGCAAGCUCUGUGUGA
Aspergillus aculeatinus CBS 121060 is the source of this 1662-nucleotide messenger RNA. It is a transcript of the gene ilv3C, whose product is annotated as putative dihydroxy-acid dehydratase. Gene Ontology annotation, molecular function: hydro-lyase activity. The record is from RefSeq and is a predicted model, not a curated record. Bases 1 to 1662 code for a protein of 553 amino acids. Lineage: Eukaryota; Fungi; Ascomycota; Eurotiomycetes; Eurotiales; Aspergillaceae. The transcript has 5 exons.